This is a messenger RNA of Penicillium brasilianum, 1857 nucleotides long. The record is from the annotation of a GenBank genome assembly. NCBI's taxonomy places the organism in Eukaryota, Fungi, Ascomycota, Eurotiomycetes, Eurotiales, Aspergillaceae.
AUGGCGGCGGCAUGGCAGUCCCCAACGCAUGAUGUCAAGGAUGAAAGCUCAGCCCUACAUCCGCCUGAAAUUAAUCCUGAAGAACAUGAGUCCAUUGACGAUGGAUCUCAGGAUGAGGGUAAUCGUGACCGCAAGAGUGAUAGUUUAUGGAGAGUACUGAAUGAGAGACAAAUUAAUAUGAUUGCUUUUACUGGAACCAUCGGCAAUGGGCUCUUUCUUGGUAGUGGCAAAAUUCUUGCUACUGCCGGGCCUGGUGGUGCAGUCCUCGCCUACGCUAUCAUGGGUACCGUUAUUUCGGCGGUGAUUUCCUCUGUCGGUGAAAUGACUGCCUUGAUGCCCGUCAAUGCUCCAAUGAUGGAAUUCCCGCGUCGAUUCUUGGAUCGAGGUGUUGGCUUCGCCGUCGGGUGGAUUUACUGGUUCUCGUACGUAGUCAUGGGCGCCGACCAAAUAGUCACCGUAGCAUCUGCAAUUCGAUUUCAAUACGGCGAUGAUCACACUUUUAUUAGCUGGGAAACAGGCAUGCACACUAAUCCUGCCAUAUGGAUUUCAGUGUUUCUCGUUGCGGUGGUGAUCUUGAAUAUGAUCCCGGUGAAGUACUUUGGAGAAUUCGAAUACCUCGUCGGAUGCAUCAAAAUUGUGUUUAUCACAAUGUUGAUUCUAACAAUGUUCAUUCUCAACGUCAUGCAACCACGGUCAAAUGCAUAUUACAGCAAUUCUGUAGGGACAAAAUACUGGAACCCUCCAUACGGCUUUUUCAACUCGGUCCACAGGGUCAAAGAUGAAUACGGGAACCUCGAUCAAACUAUCACAGGAUCUACGGGGCAAUUCCUCGGUGUGUGGACCGCUUGCACUCGUGCAUUCUUUGCAUAUACUGGCAUGGAUAUGGUCACUAUUACAGCAGCCGAGAGCAAGGCACUCGCAGACUCCGAGGCAAUGAAAAUGGCUUCGCGGAAGAUUUCUCUUCGUAUAAUUACCUUAUACAUCCUAUGUGUACUGACCGCAUCGUUCCUGGUGCCGACAGAUCACCCAUUCAUCAAUGGCGAGGGACAGUCUACUGGAUCCCGCUCAAUAUUUAUUAUUGCCGCUGUCGAAGCUGGUCUACCUGCGCUGGGUCAGUUUUUCAAUGCGAUGUUCCUGUUCUCAGCAGCCACAUGCGCAGCCGACAACCUAUAUGUGGCAUCGCGAGUCCUGCAUACUCUUGCAUUGCGAGACCAGACUGGACCCGAAUUCAUCACGCGGAGGUUGAGGCAAUGUCGUGCUGGCGUGCCGAUGAGAGCUGUGCUAUUAUCUGCGGCCGUGAUGCUUGUUGCAUAUCUGGGACCUACUGGGGCCACUGGCUCUAGACUCAACGAGUUGUCUUCCAACUGUACUGUGUCAUUCCUGAUUGUCUACGCUACGAUCUGUGCGACAUACCUAUGCUUCUACCGAGCACUGGACGAAGCAAAGCAAUAUGGCAACACUAGUCAGACCCAGGCUGCAACUUACGAUCGAAACCAUGUCCGAUACCCUUAUAAAUCCCACGCACAGUGGCUGAAAGCGGGCUAUGGAAUGGUAGCCUGCAUCAUUCUACUUCUAUUUAACGGUGUCGAUACAUUUCUAACUACUCCGUUUGAUGCUCGCACAUUCAUUGCCUCAUAUAUCAGUAUUCCGGUCUUUUUCUUGCUUGUCGUCUGUUACAAGAUCCGCAGACAUGGAUUUAGAUUCUCACAAUGGGGUCCAGAGAGGUCGAAGGAUCUUCGGAAUUGUGUUCAGGUAUCCAGUGAUAAGAGAAAGGGCAGGCUUGAGUUAUCUGAUCCAGUGUUCUCGUUUGAGAAUGUGAAGAGAUUUGGUAUGUGGUUAUGGGUUUGGACAAAAUGA